AUGCGUUUCUCUCUCGCUGCUGCUGUCACCAUGGCCGCCGGUGCCUUUGCCGGUGUUGUCACUGAGACCGUCACCGACUACACCACCUAUUGCCCCGAGGCGACCUCCAUUGUCCACGGCAGCCACACCUACAGCAUCUCCACCCCCGGCGAUAUCACCAUGACCCACGGUCCCUUCACCGUCACCCGUCCCCUCGUGACCCAGACUGUGACUCAGUGCAACAAGUGCACCUCCGCUGCCAUCCCCACCACUCCCAUCUCCUCCCCCACUGCCCCGGCCUCGACCCCCCUGGUCCCCUCCAGCGCCGGUGCCACCGGCUCCCCCAACCCCUCCGGCUCGGGCUCCAGCUCCCCCGCCCCCUCCCAGCCCGCCUUCAACGCCGGUGCCAUGAACGCCGCCGGUGCCGGUGCCGGUCUGGCCGCCGUCUUCGGUGCCGCCGCCCUGCUGCUGUAA
Messenger RNA from Penicillium argentinense, 453 nucleotides. RefSeq names its product putative GPI anchored protein. The record is from RefSeq and is a predicted model, not a curated record. The transcript has 3 exons. Lineage: Eukaryota; Fungi; Ascomycota; Eurotiomycetes; Eurotiales; Aspergillaceae. Gene Ontology annotation, molecular function: structural constituent of cell wall. Gene Ontology annotation, cellular component: fungal-type cell wall. The coding region runs from base 1 to 453 and encodes 150 amino acids. Gene Ontology annotation, biological process: fungal-type cell wall organization.